This is a messenger RNA of Elaeis guineensis (African oil palm), 648 nucleotides long. The record is from RefSeq and is a predicted model, not a curated record. NCBI's taxonomy places the organism in Eukaryota, Viridiplantae, Streptophyta, Magnoliopsida, Arecales, Arecaceae.
AUGGGAUCAACUACAAGAAGAAUAUCAGGGUUCCAACAAGGUGGUGGCUGUGAAGUUGCAAACUCUUCGUCGAGAGUUCGAAAAUUUGUCAAUGAAGGUGACAGAAUCUGUCCAGGAGUAUUUUUCAGGGGUGACAUCCUUGAAUCUAAGGAUCUGUCAGAUUAUUCUCUCCAUGAAUUGCUGGGGUCUCUACAAUCACAUGAGCAGCGGAUGAACAGGACAACUGAAGCUUCAUUGGAGCAGGCUUUUCAGUCACGGAUUGAUAUCAAGGGGACUUCACUAGGCACAGGACGAGGAGGGAAUGGAAGAGGUCAUGGUAGAGGAUCCCAUGGAAGAGGCAGAGGUAGGAGCUAUGGCCAACAAAGAAAUCGCUAUGGAGGAAAUGAUUCUAAUUUUCCUUCAUGUUUUCACUGUGGGAAAUCAAAUCAUGAGGAAAAGGAUUGUUGGUAUAAAAACAACAAGUCCUCUUCUAAUAAGAAAGGACCACAGUGUUAUAAUUGCAAGGAGUAUGGACAUACUCAGGUGAGUUGUCCUUGGAAGGCUAAGGAGCAAGCCAAUUAUCAUGAAGAAGAUGCACCUACAGAUGACAAUCUUUUUGUCACUUGCUUUGCUGCUAAUCUUAAUAUAUCUGAGGAGGUUUGGUGGUAA